GGUCACUGCUUCUCCCCCCUUUAUUGCGCACUAACACCCAAAAAAAUCUUUUUUUUUUUAAAUAAUAAUGGACACUUUACAAGAUGUUUUUAAAGGCUCAGCCUCCAAAGAUGUGGACUAUAUUCAAUACUCGAUUUACUUACCACCCAAAGAAACGUCUGCUGCAACACUCGAUUACCUAAACGACACACUCCUCAUGAUUCAAUCACACAUUCAACCCAUGAUCUCAGGUUACAUUUGGCAAAAAGAUUGCUUUUUUCUCUCCAUCGCACACGAGCAGCACGGCGAUCCCGAUUAUCCUUUCCUCUUUGGCAUCUCACGAUUCGGUGACUGCAUCAAUGACGAAUGGUUCAUGGUACACCUUCUUCAGUCUAUUUCCACACUCCUUCCCGAAGCCGUCAUCACCAUCGUCGACAAUGACGGUGACGUACUCCUCAUCGAAGCCGCUCUGGCUUUACCUCACUGGCUCGAUCCAUCCAACAGUCAGAACCGUGUCUACUUACAUCAAGGCAAGGUUCACAUUAUACCUCUGGCAUCAUCACCAGCCCAUAUCUUACAAAACCCUCUUGCCGGUCAUUUGGCACGUCAAACCGCUAUUCACCAUAUACGUCAACACAGACCCAUCGCUUCCUCAGCUGUACAAGCAGCUAUCAGCGAGCGUACCUCUGUGUACCCUCUCGCUGCUCGUAAAGAGCGUCAUCGCGCCUACUGUCAAUUACCCACCAAGGCAGCCUUUGUCUUGCUCUCCGAACCUCAACUAGUGACAUUAGCCAUCGAGGCCUUUUAUCUACGCGAUCCCAUUUCCUUGAAAUCAUGUGCACGUAUGCAAACUUUCUCGCCUGUCAACACGGUAGAAACAACCAUCCAAUUCACUCGAACCACGUAUGCACAAACUGUCAGCCAAAAAUUCUACGCGCCCAAACCUUUUCGAUUACCCUCGAUCUCUCAAAAGAAACAAUUCAAGUAUGCGGAAUUAGGGAUGAAAUUGGCCUGUGGAUUAGAAAUGCUAUACCAUCAAUCGAGUACGACAAGGCAGGGAGACAGCCAUGAUUUCUCCCGAGAUAAAAAAUAUACAGCAUAUCUGGCCCAUUUAACGGGAUUAGGGUAUUUUCGAAAUGAACGCGCCGGAUCCCAAUUAUACAAGUCGUUGGAACUCGUUUGUCAACAGCAGUAUCUGGCAUUUCAGCAAGGGCAAAAGAAGGAGAACUAUGUGGAGUUGGAUGACUUGGAUGUACAGGACGAUGAUUUAUUUGAGGGGAGUAGUAAUGUUUUAUCGGAUGGAUCCUGUGUGCGAGAUCGCAUCGAUGCACUUUUACAGAGUUAUUCAGAUGAGGCAUUAGAGGCAUUGAUAGCACAGACAUUACCUGAAGAAUCGGAUGAUUGGAUGAACGUGGAUCCUCAACAAUUGGAAGAGUUGUUAAUGAAACGUAUGGGACAUGUCAAGGAGAGCAUGAUGGAGGAUUUAGCUAAAGAUUUUGCACAAGAAGAAAAUGUGGAUCUGGAAUCAAUGAUGUCCAACUUAGAAAACUUUGUAGAGAAUAAGAAAAGUGGUAUUGAUGGAGUGGAUAUGAUGGAUGAUGAAUCAGACGAGGAAGACACGGAUGAAGAAGAAGAGGAAGAGGAGGAAGGUGCCAUUAAGUUUAAUAUGGAAGAAUUUAUGCGUAUUCUCAAGGGCGAUAAGAAGGAAGAAGAGUCGUUUAGAGAUGUGAUGCAAGAAAUGGAUGCUGAAAUAUCAAGUCACGAUAAAUUGACCCAAUCUUUUGAAAAGACAGUAGAAGAGGAUGAGGAUGCACCUGUGGAUGUUCAACUUAAUUUGGUCAAAAAUGUCUUGGAGAGUUUCAAAAGUCAACAAGGUUUACCAGGUCCUGUGGGUAAUCUUUUCAGUCAAUUUGGAUUUGUACUUCCAGGUGAUAACGAAGAAGAAGAAUAAAUUAUUAGGUUUUUUUUUUUGUGUUUUUUUGAUGUUACAUUAUAAUAAAAAAGGUGU
Mucor mucedo is the source of this 1987-nucleotide messenger RNA. Its product is annotated as SGT1 protein-domain-containing protein. The record is from RefSeq and is a predicted model, not a curated record. Gene Ontology annotation, cellular component: nucleus. Lineage: Eukaryota; Fungi; Mucoromycota; Mucoromycetes; Mucorales; Mucoraceae. The transcript has a single exon. The coding region runs from base 68 to 1930 and encodes 620 amino acids.